UUAAACAGCACGGAGGCAAUGUAAACCAUGGAGUAUCGCGGAUUUAUGCCAUGAUUCGAGGCGUACAGAGGCUUUGCCAAGCUGUGGUUUAUUCUGCGAGGGGUUAAUGUGUCCACAAAGGUAAACAUGUGAGAGACUAAAGGGGUCGAAAUAACUCGAAUUGGGAAAGGUUUGAUAGAGCAGCAGGAGGAGGGGGGAUUGGACGAGAAGGGUUUGUUGUGGUUUUUUCAGCAGCACUCGAGAAACGAGCGCAGCCGCAACACGGUGGAUCUAUCACCAUAGUGUGACGAAACAAAGAGGUCCACAAUGACAGAACAGAAGGAAAAAUGGUCCUGUGACUACUGCACCUAUGAAAACUGGCCAUCUGCAGUCAAGUGCACUAUGUGCCGUGCACAGAGGUCGAGGGGUCCCAUCAUCACAGAGGAACCUUAUAAAAUAGGCACUGAUCUGGAUGCCAGUCUGGAGUGGGACCCUCCAAGAACUGAGAGUGGCAGCAGCCUCCUCAUCUGCCCUGACUCCAGUGCCAGGCCCAGGGUCAGGUCAGCCUGCAUGUCAGAGAUUGCUAAUAAGUGGUCCUGCCAGAUGUGCACCUACCUGAACUGGCCCCGGGCCAUCCGGUGCACACAGUGUCUGUGUCAGCGCCAGAGGACCUGCAGCCCCACUGAGUCCCCCCAGACUUCAGGCUCCAAUGCAGGAUGCCGUCCUGCACCCCACUCCCCGGUGGACACCUGUGAGGAGUACAAUGAUAGAAACAGACUCAACACCCACCAGCAGCACUGGACAUGCACAGCUUGCACUUACCAGAACUGGCCCAAAACUACAAAGUGUGUCGUGUGUGACCACCCCAAACCCAAUAGCCAGGAAGCCAUAGAGCUGGGUGAGCCUGCGGAGCCCUCACUUCUGAUAAAUGAGCAGGACAGGGCGAGGUGGAGGAGCGGUUGCAGUGGAAGCCAGGGCCAGAGGAGGUCCCCUCCUCUGCCCAAGAGAGAAGACAAUGUCAAAAUGGACUUCCAGAGGAUAGAGCUUGCAGCUGGAGCCAUGAGCAGCAAAGAGGAGCAAGAGAUCGACUUCAAGAAGUUAAAGCAGAUAAGAAACAGAAUGAGGAAAACAGACUGGCUGUUUCUCAAUGCAUGUGCUGGUGUGGUUGAGGGAGACCUGGCGGCGAUAGAAGCCUACAAGUCGUCCGGUGGUGACAUCGCCAGGCAGCUCACUGCAGACGAGGUGCAGCUUCUCAGUCGGUCUUCAGCUUUUGAUGUAGGCUUUACGCUAGUUCAUCUGGCCAUCCGCUUCCAGAGGCAGGACAUGCUAGCCAUCCUGCUCACAGAGGUGAACCAUCAGGCAGCUAAGUGCAUCCCCUCUAUGGUAUGUCCCGAACUGACGGAGCAGAUCCGCCGGGAGAUUGCCGCCUCACUACAUCAACGCAAGGGAGACUUCGCCUGUUACUUCCUCACUGACCUGGUCACCUUCACCCUUCCUGCAGAUAUAGAAGACCUACCGCCUGCGGUCCAGGAGAAGCUGUUUGAUGAGGUUUUGGAUCGAGAUGUGCAGAAAGAGUUGGAAGAGGAAUCUCCUGUCAUCAACUGGUCUCUGGAGCUGGGCACACGCCUAGACAGUCGUCUGUACGCCUUGUGGAACCGUACCGCUGGAGACUGUCUGCUGGACUCUGUGCUGCAGGCCACAUGGGGAAUCUACGACAAGGACUCUGUCCUCCGCAAGACCCUUCAUGACAGCCUGCAUGACUGCUCUCAUUGGUUUUACACACGCUGGAAGGAGUGGGAGUCUUGGUACUCGCAGAGCUUCGGUUUGCAUUUCUCCCUGAGAGAGGAGCAGUGGCAGGAGGACUGGGCGUUCAUUUUGUCUUUGGCCAGCCAGCCCGGGGCCAGCCUAGAGCAGACACACAUUUUUGUUCUCGCACACAUUCUUCGCAGGCCGAUCAUAGUCUACGGAGUGAAAUACUACAAAAGUUUCCGUGGGGAAACGUUAGGCUACACUCGUUUUCAAGGUGUGUACCUGCCUCUAUUAUGGGAGCAGAGUUUCUGCUGGAAGAGUCCCAUCGCCCUGGGCUACACACGGGGCCACUUCUCAGCCCUGGUGGCCAUGGAGAAUGACGGCUAUGACAAUCGUGGUGCGGGUGCCAACCUCAACACUGACGAUGAUGUCACUGUCACCUUCUUACCACUGGUGGACAGUGAGAGGAAGCUGCUGCACAUUCACUUCCUGUCUGCACAAGAGAUGGGCAACGAGGAGCAGCAGGAGAAGCUACUGAGGGAAUGGCUGGACUGCUGCGUGACAGAAGGUGGCAUGCUGGCAGCCAUGCAGAAGAGCUCUCGCCGCCGUAACCACCCCCUGGUCACCCAGAUGGUGGAGAAGUGGUUAGACAGAUACCGCCAGAUCCGCCCAUGUGCCUCUCUGUCUGACGGCGAGGAAGAGGAAGAUGAAGACGAAUGAGUGAGUGAGUGAAUGAGUGAGUGAGAGGGGAAAUGGGGGAGAAAGAAAGAACUGGACACUGGCUACAUCCUUCAGGCUCUGGGAGAGUACAUUACUAUCUACAUUUCUUCUUUUUUUUUUUUUUUCUUUCUCCAAAAUGUAAAUCUUUAACUUGUAAUAAUGCAUGUGUUCUGUGAGCUCUGUGAUAGAAAAGAUACCAGCACCAACAAACAGAAUCCUGAUUACUGCUCCUAUGAAAGCACAUCAAGUCCACUUAGUUCGCCUUCCUAUACUCCAAUUUCUCCGUAUUUGUUAUGAAAGUAAUUAUCUUGUAUUACUCCACCUGAGAGAAAUACUAGUACAUAUAGGAAAAUAUACUGUUCGUAUUUAAGGAAAUCCCGAAACUGCACUAGAUGAGAAAUUCUUUUUUUUUUUUUUUUUUUUUAAAUGCCUUACAGAAAUUUUGCUUAAAAACUGAGAGGAAGCUAAUCCUCGUUUGUUUGUCAAGAUUUAAAGAGCACCUGUUUUCCUGAUUGCUGAUCCCUUUUGCGAGCCUUCUGCGACCCCCCCUCCUUCUGAUGUUGGAUUGUAUUUAUUUGUUAAGGAGAGUUUAGGGUGCUGAGGCGACACCUUUUUUCGUUUUUUGCCCCGUUUUAUCUGUGUUUCCGUUUGAUCCAUUCAGUCUUGAAGUAUUUUAUUUUGCACAGAUAAUACCUACAUUCUGUGAGGGGAGGGGGAAGAAAAAAAAAAAAGACCUACAAGUUUACUGACAUUUUUACGUGUGAUUUAGUAGCUCUU
Molecule: messenger RNA, 3225 nt
Organism: Scomber japonicus (chub mackerel)
Lineage: Eukaryota; Metazoa; Chordata; Actinopteri; Scombriformes; Scombridae
Gene: zranb1a
Product: zinc finger, RAN-binding domain containing 1a
Exons: 10
Coding region: 307-2448 (713 amino acids)
Biological process (GO): protein deubiquitination involved in ubiquitin-dependent protein catabolic process; positive regulation of Wnt signaling pathway; cytoskeleton organization
Cellular component (GO): nucleus; cytoplasm
Molecular function (GO): cysteine-type deubiquitinase activity; K63-linked polyubiquitin modification-dependent protein binding
Source: RefSeq, a predicted model, not a curated record